CGCUGCUGUGGCACGGGGAGAACCAGGCUGGGGCCAGAAGCCGCUGCUCAGAACCAAGGCCCGCCGACGCCGUGGUGGGAUACAGCGAGGGCGGGGCCUACCCAAUGGGUGCCUGCGGACAGGUACCCGGGCCCAGCUUAGCCACUGGGGUGCUGCCACCGUCACAGGCGUGGGGGCGUGUACUCUCCACGACUCUGCCGAAUCCAACAGGGUGGCCGCGGUUGCCAUGGCGGCAGCGCGAGUCAUUUACCCUAACGAAGGGCGGACCGGGUUUAAGUUCUGAGGCCGGAGUUCGGCGCAGCCACGUGACGUCAUACCGAGGCGUUGGGAAGGAGGCAGAAGCUAAGAACCAAAACGGGCUGCGGAGAGCUACGUCACACCGCCGGAACGCCUCAGCGCGAGCCCCGCGCUCCUGCCGCGCCCUCUAUCCGCGGUGCGCGCGCGCAUGUAGUAGCUCGGUGGUCGCCGCCCCGCUGCGGCCGGAGCUGGAAGUGCGGCAACAUGAGCAGCGGCCCCGGCACCCCGGGGAAAGCUGCGGGAUCCCCGCUCCCCGCCGGCAGGAAACUGGACUCGGUGGGGGCGGCGGCCCAUCCCAUUAUCAAGGACAUUGGAGAAAUUCAUUCCCGACUGCUGGAUCACAGGCCAGUUAUUCAAGGAGAAAUACGUUACUUUAUUAAAGAAUUUGAAGAAAAACGUGGCCUCCGAGAAGUGAGAGUUCUUGAAAACCUAAACACCAUGAUCUAUGAGACAAAUGGCCAAACUCUCCCUAAAUGUGAGGAGGUGAUGCAUGGCGAUCUGAAUGAAGUGUUGAAGAGAUUGCAAGCAGCCAACCAUAGGAUCCUCAGACUCCAGCAGAGGGAGCAGGAAGAAAGAGAGCUUCAGACUGACACGCUAAUGACUGGUGAAAAGCAGCGUCUAGCCCACUGGGAAGUGUUCAUGAAAGACCAACACAGCAAACGAGGAGAAGUGGAUGAAGAGCACAGAAAAGCUAUGGAGCGCCUUAAAGAACAAUAUGCUGAGAUGGAGAAGGACCUGGCUAAAUAUUCUUUUUAAGACCUUUUUCGUUGUUGUUGUUUUUCUGUGUGUGCCAGUACUCUCUUGCUUCAGACUUAUCAGAACAACAGUGAGGUUCUUUCAGAAAGCCUAAUCAAAAUAGAGGUAAAACAACCCCCACAUCCUGCUGUAACUAGAACAAAAGUUUGAUUUAGCAAGAAGAGUUUUGCAUACCUCCAACUUUAAGUGCCUCUACAAGCUUGUUUUGUUCAAGGUAAUUGGUGUUAUCACUAUCUUAGUUUGUAGGACAGGCAGGUUUAGAAAUGGAGUUCUGCCUUUAUACCAUGGCUACAUCAAUUUAGGGAGUUGCAAACUAGAAUUCCUUAGCUUGUGAAGACAGCCUUGUCUGCGGGGAAGAAAACAAAAACUGAAUUAUCUCUGUAUAAGGCCACAGCCCUGCCAUAGAGAGCAGGUAUUAUAAAUGCAAGCCAUGCUUGACUGAAAUUAGGAUGUACACACACUCAUUAACAGUUAUUUUGGGAAAAGCAGCAUGUCUUGCGAAACAGUGGAUUCUGAAAGGCUAGAAUGCGUUACUCAGGUAUAGUUACAGCUGCACUGUUAGGAAGUAGAGUUGAGAUAUUGAUUGCUCUCUAAAAUAGCACCACAAGAGUGGCUGUGAGGUCACAGGAAACCAUGAUUUUUCUCUCUAUGUAACUGGCUCAUGUUCUUGUAGCUUUACACUCCUAAGAAUACCUUCCACCGCCCAAACCACCUAAAAGUAACUUUUAAAAGUAUAUCAGUCCUUCCAUUAGCCUUUUAUCAGGUAUGGUAUUUACCUUAAGUAUUCGUCCUGCCAUUGGUGCACUCAGUAGGAUGAGCAAUGCCCACCUUAUUGGGACUUAUUACCUAAAAUCUGUUGUGAUAACCUUAAUACAGUUGAGGAAAGAUCUCUUUGUUUUUGUCAUGGCAUGGCAUGGUAAUCAAGUAAGUGGCAUUAAAAAUGAAGCAUCUGCAGUAUUAAUUUGUGUUCUGAUUAACAGGAGUAUUUGUGAGCCCCUGUGAUCACCGUGAUCUUUUCUUUUUAUUUAAAAUCUUCAUGUAAUAGCAAUAUAACUGAAUGACUAGCUUAAUUAUCCUUUUGUAAACCAAGUGAAAUUAAAUGCAAUAACAGAAGGAAACUUGAUGCAAGCUAACCUGAGGGACAGGAAGAUCUUUCAAAUAUUACUUUAAGUACUAUGCAAUAUAAAAUAAAAACAGGUAAAAAUAAACAGAACUUGCUCAUUAUCUGUGUUGGAAUUGCACUAUGCAGACAAUGGUUGCCUGUGUAAAUUUAUGGCUUGGUGUCAAGGCUCCAUUCCUGGCAGCAUGUUGAUAAUGUGAUUAAAGUUAGCAGAGGAGAUGGAAUAAGUAUUUGAGAUUUCUUUCAAUAACACUGAAUUCCUGCCAAACUGCUCUGUCCGCUACUGUAGGCCUGACAGCUUCAUCAAUCAUCAUCAGGUACCUGGACUGAAAGAGCACUUGCUGACACUGGAGCAUGGUGGAAUGUUGUUUAAUUCUGUUGUGAAUGGAAAAAACAUAGAUGGCUCCAAAGUAUUCCACAUAUAAAAAGUGAGGAGAACCUACUAACAAAAACCCCUAUUGAAUGGAAGAUGAUUUCUGGAUUUAUCUCUGUUAUGUACCCAUUCAUGAAUGGAUGCUGUAACUAAGAGCCCGAUUUACGUGCUUCAUCAGAAAAACAGAAGAUAAUGUUGCCUGUCUUUAGGGUCCAGAGUCUCAAUAGCAUUUGUUCAUUUUAAGGAUAAACUGAAAACACUCUGUUUUCCACGAGAGGUUUUAAGAAUAAAUGUCCUCAAAACCAAAAUAACUUUCUGAAAAAUGUACUCCUCUACCCCAAUAUAACGCAACCCGAUAUAACAUGAAUUUGGAUAUAAUGCGGUAAAGCAGCGCUCCAUUGGGGCAGGGCUGCGCACUCGAGCAAAUCAAACCAAGUUCGAUAUAACGCGAUUUCACCUAUAACGUAGUAAGAUUUUUUUUUUUUUUUUUUUGGUCUCCCAAGGACAGCAUUAUAUCGAGGUAUAGGUGUACUUUAAGUCUCAUUUGGUACUGAGUGAGUUUGAUAUGUGUUUUAUUCCUAUAAAAUAAUACAUAAUAUCAGAUCCACUCAGUUUUGAACAAAAGUAAACCUACCUGCAUCUCUAUGUCCCACUUGAGUGCUGAUAAAAAUGAUAUAGAUGUUGCAAGGCUAGUGUAUGCUGAACAUCUGCACAAGAGUAAUAAUUUUAAGCCUAGAACUGCACUUCAUUGGCCAAGAAAGCCCAAAAUAAAUUAAAUGAAUGAUACUACCUAAGGUUAACUCUUUUCAAAAGCCAGUGGUACUUUGUGCUUUUGAAAAUUCCCCCUCAAUAUUCAUUUUGGGAAUUUAUGCAUUUAGGAAAUAUUUUGAAGAAAAGUGCUUAAAGUUGAUCUUUAACAUACAAACAAACAUCAAUCUGCUUGUUGGCCCACUUCAUUGGGAGACUACAAGAAAAAUAUUUAUCACUAUUAAGUUAUUCAGUAGUCUUUAUUAAUUUUUAAAAAUAUCUAUUGUGCUGUAGCUCUUGAAAUAAAUUAACAGUACAUACAACUUGACUUUAGAGUGGUUUAGCAAGGUGGAUGAAAAAAUAAUGCUUGGUUCUAAAAUUUAAAAGGAAAACUAGUGGUGCUUAGUUAUAGCUUAGAUAGGUCAAUAAGUGCAUCAUGUAUGUAUAUAUAUAUAUAUAUGAUUAUUUUUUUUAACCGGUCACUCUUUCAAUAUUUGUUUAGCGAAUGAGGCUGUGGUCUAUCAGGAGGCUAAUGAUACUUAAAAUCCUACACUAUCAUUUUCCAGUAGAGCCCCUGCUGAGAAGUAUCAGUUUUACCCAUUUGAAGAAAAAAUGCAUAUGAAGGGAGUUUCAAAGUUGGGUGGUAAGCUAUGUAAAAGCAAUUACGUGUUUAGCCUCGCUUAAAAUGUUUAAAUUCUUAACAAUUAAACUUUCCAAAAUCGCUUGAGUACUGAUACAACUACCAUUAAAGUUGGUUGUUA
Messenger RNA from Chrysemys picta bellii (western painted turtle), 4054 nucleotides. It is a transcript of the gene BLOC1S5, whose product is annotated as biogenesis of lysosomal organelles complex 1 subunit 5. NCBI's taxonomy places the organism in Eukaryota, Metazoa, Chordata, Testudines, Emydidae. Gene Ontology annotation, cellular component: transport vesicle; BLOC-1 complex. The record is from RefSeq and is a predicted model, not a curated record.